GUUAUGUUCUACUACAGGACUGUUUGUUGUAGCAUGACAGAAGAAAACCAUCCGAGCAGCUAACCUCCAAGAGCACAGGCAGAGUCAGAAGAAAAUGCAUACACUUCGGAGCCUCUCUGUUGCCAAAUUGGCUAAAAUUUCCAGCAGAUUGUUUUCAAGACAAAAGAGCUCAGGAGGAAGACCUUCAUCCCCACUGGGUUCACGGAUUCUGACAAGUCCUGAUGACAUCUUUAAGCACAACAUGUGGGAUCAUGUGCAAUGGACAGAAGAGGAUAAAGAAAACGCACGGCAGAAGGCAAAAGAAAAUUCCUGUACACAAAUUCCUUUAGAGGAACAAGGAACAUUUGAUACCGAGGCUUGCCAAUACUGGGACAAGUUUUACACGAUGCACCAGGAUAAGUUCUUUAAAGAUCGCAAGUGGCUGUUUUCAGAGUUCCCAGAACUGCUUCCUUCAGGGGAUCAUCCAGAGUUAUACCCACAACCUGCUGGAGCCAGCACAGACACAGAGACCAGACACCGGCAACACAACGGGCCCAAAAACCAUGACAGAAAUACAGACGUCCCCAAUCAUCAAACAGACUCCUGUCAAGAAGCAGCACUAGAAAAAAAAACAGCUGCCAUACAGUCUAACACAUUCCCUGGCCAGCACGCAUCACACAGGAUCUUGGAGGUUGGAUGUGGGGUGGGCAACAGUGUGUUUCCCAUCGUUAAUUCCAUAAAAGGGACAGACAUAUUUUUAUACUGUUGUGACUUCUCCAAAUCUGCCAUUCAGCUGGUCAAGGACCAUCCAAACUAUGAUGACUCUGUGUGUCAUGCUUUUGUCCAUGACAUUUGUGAGGAGUCCACCUCCUUCCCCUUCCCUCCUCAGAGCCUGGAUGUUAUUCUCGCUGUCUUUGUCCUCUCCUCGAUUCAUCCAGAGAGAUUGCAUGGAAUUGUGAACCAUCUAUCUACAUACCUGAAACAUGGAGGGAUAUUUCUCUUCCGUGAUUAUGGGAGAUACGACUUCUCACAACUCAGGUUUAAGAAGGGACGGUGCUUAUCAGAGAAUUUCUACACACGUGGAGAUGGAACCUGUGUCUACUUUUUUACUAAAGAAGAAGUUCAUGAACUAUUUUCCAAUGCUGGAUUGGAAGAAAUUCAGAACCUGGAGGACAGACGACUUCAAGUGAACAGAGGAAAGAAAGUAGCAAUGCACCGGGUUUGGAUGCAGAGCAAGUACAGGAAAUUAUAUCCACCUCCACCAUCUUGACACCCAACCCAGCACAGCAAUGUUUGGAGCUAAAGACCUUUUUUUAUACUUUGCAUCUCAUUCAUUCCACCCUUAGGAAACAGUUUUAACCAAAUGAGUAUAUGUACUAUAACGAAACAGUUUGCAAUAAACAUACAAAACAAAGAAGAAAGAUGUGGUGUUAUCUGGUAUUAUGUGCCGUAGAUCAUUGUAUUAAUGUCCAUUGAAAGAUUAUGCAUAAGCCUAUAAUGAAUUUAUUGAGUGAACUUAGGGUUAGGUCCACAAGGGGAAAUACAGUUGACACUUUAAAAUGGGAAACUGACUGACCUAUAUGAAUCUGAUACAAUCAAUGUUUUCUUAUUUUCAUCCCUAAAUUGUGCUUAAUGUGAUAGUUGUGCAUGAUACAAAUACUCAUGACAUGUCAAAAUCCUGUUAUAAAUCAAACUUUUUACUUAUUAUAUUACUUUAAAAAAAUUCUGCAUCACCUUGAAAAUAUGUGUCUGGCCCAACUCUUUACAUUUCAAAUAGUUACAUUGUUUAUACAUAUCUUUUAAAUAACAAUUGUAUCAUCCAUGUUCUAUUUCUAUAUGUAUGUGUCUUGCCUAUUUACUAUUACACCAGAUUCCUUCAAUAUGAAAACCUACUCAGCAUAAAGUAAAGUAAAAAUGAUGAGAUGCAUCAAACUUCUGACAUAACAUAACUUAUAUUUUCCACUUGUUUUCCUGGCUGAAAUGGGCAACCACGAAAUGAUGGUAUGGUCCAAGAGCUAUUUAAGAUAUUUAAAGAAAAAUGACAGAUAUUUAUUUAACAUGUUAAACAUCAUCAUUUCCAGGGUUUUUUCAUCAGUCCACAACCCGUACACUAAAUGUGGCUGACAAUAGUUACUGUGUACAGUGAAUAAAAUGAAAAAGUAA
Molecule: messenger RNA, 2142 nt
Organism: Trematomus bernacchii (emerald rockcod)
Lineage: Eukaryota; Metazoa; Chordata; Actinopteri; Perciformes; Nototheniidae
Gene: mettl8
Product: methyltransferase like 8
Exons: 10
Coding region: 95-1249 (384 amino acids)
Molecular function (GO): tRNA (cytidine-N3)-methyltransferase activity
Source: RefSeq, a predicted model, not a curated record